Molecule: messenger RNA, 1959 nt
Organism: Scylla paramamosain (green mud crab)
Lineage: Eukaryota; Metazoa; Arthropoda; Malacostraca; Decapoda; Portunidae
Product: serine protease 30-like
Exons: 7
Coding region: 16-1128 (370 amino acids)
Biological process (GO): plasminogen activation; smooth muscle cell migration
Molecular function (GO): serine-type endopeptidase activity
Source: RefSeq, a predicted model, not a curated record
GGGUCACGAGACGGGAUGGGAAGGGCGGGGCAAGUAUAUUAUCAGGGACCCCGAGGUCGUGGUCGCCAGUCACCCUCUGCCAGUAAGUGGGAACGUAUCGCUCUCACUCAGCGCCCCACAGCCACGCCACAGCGCUCACACACAACAAUGGACACCUUGUCGACGCGGGCCUCCUCUGCUAAUUACUUCUUCUUCUGCUUCACGUCAUUUUUGUUGCUGACAGGUACAGGGGCGGCCCGGCGACCCGACUUCAGGCACGGCGGCUUCCCCAAGUUCCCCCUGGGUCCCAGUGUCAUCCUGGAGAACACAAAUGCGGGCGGCAGGCAGAAGAAUGAGCAGAACUUCCAGGGAACGACCUGCGGGAAAGUUGCAAUGGCCAGGAUAAUCGGCGGCGGCGCCUCCGAGUAUGGAAACCACCCAUGGCAGGCAGAGAUCGAGGUAUCCGGUAGAGGGGAUAACUUCGGUCACCACUGCGGGGGCGCGAUCAUCUCCCCCCAUCACGUCCUCACCGCUGCCCACUGUCUUCAGAAGAGCCGCUCUCGCCACGAGUACCGCAUCAAGGUCGGCGAACACAACUUGAUGGAAAAGGAUGCGGACGAGCAGCUGUUGGAAAUCGAGAACUGGGUGGUACAUCCCAACUUUGGCAAGGACGGACAGUACAACAACGACGUGGCGGUGGUAAAAAUCCGGACACCGAACGGUAGAGGGCUCAAUAUAACCAGGUUCGUGACUCCUGCUUGCCUGCCCUCCGCCGACACGCGCUACGAGCCGGGCACUCUUUGCCAGGUGUCAGGAUGGGGACUGACAGACCCUGAGAACACGCAUUCCAAACCACAGAUUUUACACAGCACGGACGUUUUCUUGGUGGCCAAUAACAUGUGCCAGGAGUUGCACGGAUCUCGCGGCUACGGGCCUGGCAUGAUCUGCGCCGGCCACCUCGAGGGUCUGAAGGACUCCUGCAACGGGGAUUCGGGGGGACCUCUUGCGUGUAAAAUUAACGGAUCGUACACAGUGAUGGGUCUGGUGUCGUGGGGCAAGAGCUGUGGCAAGGCAAUGCAGCCUGGCGUGUACACAGACAUCCAAUACCACAUUGACUGGAUCCACGACGUCAUGGCAAGAACUCAGUGAUGUGUGCUUUGAGGCAUCCACUUAGUACACACACUUUAUUACAGCCAAAGAGACUCUCUGAAACUCCUUUGAAAAGCAUCUGCUUGGUGACUCAGCCAACAAAAGUUGUGCUUCGUGUCUCAAAUGACCACAUUGCUAAAACUUAUGUUGCCAUUCCUGGAAAAUGUGCAGCUCUUUGCUAAAUUACCAAGAAUAUGAAAACUCCUUUGUUGUACAGUAUGUAGUAAUGUGACAAAAAUAUUGGAAUAUAGUCAUGUAACACUAAGCACAACACAUGCACAUAAGCAAUUCAUAUUGGAAAUAAUUUUCAUAGAAGGUUAAAUUGUACUGCAGUGCUCUGCUGUUCAGUACUAACAGGCAAUGGAUGGUGCCAUCACUGUACACUUGCAGUAAUAAUCCAUGCUUCAAAUGAUUUUCAUGUGACUUUCUGGAAUUAACUGAAACACAAUCCUAACAAUGGUCAUGAAAAUUCCAUCUGACUAGUAUGAAAGCACUUGAUAAAAAAUGAAGUUAUGAACACCACUUAGAAUUUGAAAUAUAAAAAUAAUAUUCAAAUAAUGAAUAAAAGUCCACAUUAUAACCUUCAAAAUAGGUAGUCAGAUGACUACUUUGAAUGGAAUCAAAGUCAUGUCAGUUUUCAUUUGCACACAAAAACACUGAAUAGAAAGACAAAGGAUAACAGAAGCAAAACUGUUGGACUGCUUCACAUUUAAGAAAACUAUAGCAAAAGUUUUGUCUGAUCUAAAGCAUUCAGGUUUUUGUCACAUUUCUAUUUUGAUACAAUAUGUUCAUUGAGAGAGAGAGAGAGAGAGAGAGAGAGAGAGAGAGAGA